Pedinophyceae sp. YPF-701 is the source of this 2787-nucleotide messenger RNA. Lineage: Eukaryota; Viridiplantae; Chlorophyta; Pedinophyceae. The record is from the annotation of a GenBank genome assembly.
AUGAGAGCUGCUCCAGUUGCGACGGAGGAGACUCCGGCGGGCGCGGGAACGGGCGCCGGGCCCGUGAACGCGCUGUCUGCGCGGUGGGAAGAGCAGCGGCAGUCUGGGCGCGACCGCUGGGGGUGCGGGCUGCUGUCCGACGUCGGCGCGACAUCGCUCGAAUGGGAGAAACGCGUGGAAGCCGUCGAGCAGGAGAAAACGGAGCAAGCCGACGACGAGGACAUCGAGCCGAAGCCGCGGCCGAAGAACAUCCCCACCGUGGUGUCCCCGAACGCGUACAAGAAGCGGCUCGAGGAGGAGGCGGCGCGUCUCGCGGAGGCCCGGGGCAGGGAGAAGGAGCAGGCGGCAAAGCAACAGGGGGGGAGUCUCGCCGAUCCUCCGGGCUCGCAGGACGACAACAGCCCCCGCGCUCCGGGCACCGAGGGCGCGGGCGGGGACGCUGGCGACGGCAAGGGCGCUGGCGCCGCCGGAGGGCCGUCAAGCACCAAGGGUGUUGUCGGGGACGGUGCGGGGGACGCGGGGGCGGGGAGGCCGACGGAGGCGUCCAGGGGCGCGGCGGAGGGCGGCGCGGAAGGGCAGGCGCGCGCAGGCGGGGCGGUGGACGCGGGCGGGGCGGAGGGGUCGGGCACGCGCCCGGCCGACGAAGGGGCGGGCGGGCCAAGAGCGUCCGACCAGAGGGGGGGUGUCUCCGAGGGCGCGGUGGCGCCCACGGCGGACGUGGACCUCCGGGAGCGCAUCAAUUACGCGUCGAAGAGCAACGGCGCGAAGGUGCUGGCGUACAACCCUGAAGUGAAGAAUGCGGGUUCGCUGUUGUCGGAAGACAGCAAUUCCUAUCUCCUGAGCCCCUGCUCGGCUCCCGAGCGGUGGGUCAUGGUCGAGCUGACGCAGGAGGUGUCGCUCGACACGAUCGUCCUCGAAGACCACGAGAUGCACUCGAGUCGAGUGAAGGACUUUGAAGUCUACGGACGGCAGUCGCGGCCCACGGUGCGGCAGAGCCGCGGGCCGCUGCCGGACCUCUCGGGGUGGGUCCUGCUCGGGCAGUUCCGCGCGAAGAACAUGCACUCGCGCCCGCAGAACUUCGCGGUGUCGGGCCACGCGUGGGUCAAGUUUCUACUCGUGCGCUUUUUGAAUCACUACGGCAACGAAGUCAACUGCUGCCUGUCGUCGCUCAAGGCGUACGGCGUCGGAGAGUACGAGAACCUGCAGCAGGAGCUCGACCUCGCUGAGCGCGAGAUGGAGGAUCUCCGAUCUGCCUUCUCUGGGGAGCGGAAAGAAGAGACCCCCAAAACCCCGGAGGCGCCAGCACAGCAACCGCCCGAGCCCGUCACCGCGCCCCACGUGCGCUCGGAGUCCACGCCGCCCGUGCCGCCGCCGGCAGAUACCGUCCCGAUCGACCCGAACGCCGCAGCGACAGACGCGCAACUGUUAGGCGCAGCCGGCGACGCGCCAAGCGCCGCCGACGGCGACCAAACCCCCUCUGCCCCGAGCGAGGGCCAGCAGCGGCGCGAGGGCGCGCCGGACGGCGAUGGAAAGAGCGGGACGCAGCAGGUGGGGGCCGAGCGGGUGGAUGUGAAGGCGGCGGAGGGUACUUCGCGCCAGACGGGCACGGACGGGGGCGAUGGCGCUGACGGCGGCCGGGGAGGCGAGGAGUAUACGCGGCCUGCCGACCCGGCGGUGUCGGAGGGGGCGGACGUCGCAGCUGAGAAGUCGAGGGGGGGCGACGGUGCGUCUGCGCGCGCGCAAGGCGUGCCGGACGGUGGGCGCGCGGACGAGGACGCCGACGACGCUGGAAAGCAGAGCGCGGCGCAGCCGGAGGCGGCGAAGCGGCAGGAGGGAGCGGAGGAGGCGGCUGCGCCGCCGCCGCGGCAGGGCAACGCCACACGCGUCACAGGAAGUGCGCCGGGCGACGCUGGCGCCGCGGCGCGCGGGAACGCGACUGCGGACGCGGCGGCGGAGCAGGGCGCGGUGCAGGCGUCGGAGAGGAACCGCACGGCCGCGGACGGGGCGAUGACGGGCGGGGGGGCGCGGGCGGACGAGGUGGCGCGCGCUGCGAGCGCCGCGGCGCGGACCGCGGGCGACGCGGCGAAGGGCAAGGCGGAGAACCGCACGGAGGCCGCGGCGGGGUCCGCGACGGCCGGGUCGGCGCAGCUGGGGUCCCCGGGGGGGGCGCCCACGUCGGAGAACGUCUACAUCAAGCUCGUGAAGAAAGUCAAGGAUUUGGAGCGCUCGCAGCUCGUGUUUGAGCGGCUGAUCGUCGAGCUGACGGCCAACUACACGGAGCUCUUCCAGGAUCUGUACUCGGACCUGGAGGGCAACGUGGAGGCGAUGCGGAAGCUGCAGCGCAAGGCCAACGGGAUCUCGGAGGCCGUGAACGUCACGCGGAGGAAGGCCGAGGCUGACGUGGCACUCCUGACUCAGGAACUCGCGCAGAUCCGCUCGAUGCUCGUCGCGCAGCAGGCCAGCUCGCGGGUGAGCACAGUUGUCGCGAUCCUCCUCGCCUUCGCGUGCGUCGCGCUCGCGUGGCCGCGCCUGCGGAAGCGAAGUGCCCCGGGGGACUCUCGUUUCGCCCCACACGAUGUCAGCAACGGCGGGGCCGCCGCCGACGCGCCCGGCAUCGUCGGAGACAACGUGCCGUCUCCCAAGUCGCCCCGGAGCCCCCGGAAACUCGUCCCGGCGCUGCUCAUCGGCGCGGCCGGGCUGUCUGUCAGCGCGGCCGUGUUUGAGACAGCGACCGUGCGGGCGGCGUGGCACGCGCUCGCCGGGUUCCCCGCUGUUCCUGGACCGUGA